AUGGCUGCUGAGUGCUUCUGGUCAGACAGCCUUCCUCUGGUCGCGGCGACUUUGCAGUAUGGCCGGACCUUACCAGAGAAGUAUGAGCAUUACGAAAGCAACACGCAACAUCACAAGCUCAUGCUACUGACGACAACGGUGCCAGGUGUCCAUGCAUAUUAUGCUGAAGCCGGAAUGGGGAAGUCUACCGUUGCAGCAGCGGUACUUCAAGACCUGCAAAGCCAGGCUGUUCCUGUUCCAGCAGCUUCUGUAACCUUUGAAGCGAGUGGGAGCCUGAAGUUGCAGGACAGACAAGCUGUCUGA
This is a messenger RNA of Symbiodinium natans, 303 nucleotides long. Lineage: Eukaryota; Dinophyceae; Suessiales; Symbiodiniaceae. The record is from the annotation of a GenBank genome assembly.